CUAGUCUCGAAGUUAAAUCGCCGAAAAAACUUCUACUCAACUGAAUAAAGAAACUGAAAGGCUGGUGUAACUGUAACAGAUAGGAAGAAUAAUUAACAGAGUGCUAUGGAGAAAUUUAUUGAAAUAUUUUUAUCACUUGACACUAAUAAAAAUGGUGUAAUUGAGAAAAAUGAAUUAAUACAAUAUUGUAAAAAAGAGAAUCUUGAUAUGCGUAUGGUGGAAACAACUUUGAAACGAUUUGAUACAGAUUCAGAUGAUAAAAUUACUUUCUUAGAAUUUUGUCAGGGACUUGGUCUAAAUCCUCAAGAAAUGGCCAAAGAAAAAAAGGAUAGAGAAAUAAUGGCAGAGGGUAAAGCUCCUAAAAUAGACCCAGACAUCGAGAUCUUAAACAGUUCAAUGACAAUACAAAAGCAAUAUGAAAUAACAAGGAAAUUUAAAGAGAUAUUAAAAUCCAAAUACACAGAUGAAAAGUCUAUAAGUACAAUAGCUAAUGAUGUCAAAAAGUAUUUAGAUCAGAAAUAUGGUGGAUUAUGGCAAGUUUUUAUCAUUGAUGGAUCGUUUUGGUCGAAUUUCAGUCAUGAGCCUUUUAUGUCUAUACAAUUCAAGUAUGAAAAUUAUCGUUGUGUUUUCUGGAGGAAUCCAGCUGAAUAAAUAUCAGCAGGCAUAAAAUGUUGAUAAAUUUUGUUGAAGAAAAAUGAAAAGAGUUGUGUUCCCAUUCAGUUUAAAUAGGGGAUGCACAAAAUACAAUUUUUCUCUUGUCAUGUGAUAUUAUGUAAUAUAAUAUUGGUAACAUAUCUAAUAAAUGGUUAAAC
Messenger RNA from Trichobilharzia regenti, 812 nucleotides. Lineage: Eukaryota; Metazoa; Platyhelminthes; Trematoda; Strigeidida; Schistosomatidae. The record is from the annotation of a GenBank genome assembly.